AUGGGAAGCAAACCUUCACCUUGCCGUCAAUUACACUUUGAAGAAUUCAAAGAGCAAGAGGAGGACUUUGACAUUGUUAAUGAAGGUAGCAUACAUGAUAUUGAGGAGACGAGUGGGCUCAACUCUGUUAAGGACUUGAAUAAAAUCCACUCAUCUAUCCCUAAUGAAACGAUUCCACACAUAGGCAUGGAGUUUGAAACUGAAGAUCAGGCUUGGCAAUACUAUUUGGCAUAUGCCAAACUAGUUGGAUUUGGUGUUAGAAAAAGUAAAAGCCACAAUGACAAGUAUGGCAAAUUGAUUGCUAGGACAUUUUGUUGUAGCGCUGAAGGAAAACGGGGAAAAGAUAAACGAGAUGGUAGCGUGAAAGCCCCUCGCCCAGAAACAAGGUGUGGUUGUUUGGCACGAAUGAAAGUUAAUAGUCGCCAAACUGGCAAGUUCCGUGUGAUUGAAUUUGUGGUAGAGCAUAAUCAUUACCUUUCAAGUCCAAAUAAAACUCAUCUAUAUAGAAGCCACAGGAGUAUUACUUCUAACUUAGCUGUUGACAUUGAAAUGGCACAUAAUGUCGGAAUAGCACCAAAAGUAGCUCAUGCGCUUAUGGCUAGGCAAGCUGGUGGACGAGAGAAUGUAGGUUUUAUUCCUGAAGAUUAUAAAAAUUAUUUGCGUUCUAAGAGAACAAGAGAUGUGAAGAUAGGGGAUACAGGAGGGGUUCUUGAAUAUUUACAAAAAAUGCAAUUUGAGGACCCUAAUUUUUUUUAUGCGAUACAAGUUGAUGAAGAUGAUCUGAUAACUAACAUAUUCUGGUCUGAUGGAAAGAUGAAAGCAAAUUAUGCAAAUUUUGGAGAUGUUAUCUGCUUUGACACAACUUACAGGAAAAAUAAAGAAGGCCGACCAAUUGCAUUAUUUGUGGGUGUAAACCAUCAUAAGCAAACUACUAUUUUUGGUGCUGCUUUGCUAUAUGACGAAACUUCAAUGACUUUUGAGUGGUUAUUUGAUACUUUUACUAGAGCUAUGUCUGGGAAAAAGCCUAUGACAAUUCUCACAGACCAAGAUGCAGCAAUGGCUAAGGCAUUAGCUUCUAAAUGGCCUGACACACAUCAUCGCCUUUGUAUUUGGCACAUCUAUCAGAAUGCUGCCAUUCAUUUGAGUAGUGUUUUUACUGAAUUCAAAAGUUUUGCUCAUGAUUUUAGUACAUGCAUAUAUGAUUUCGAGGAAGAAGAAGAUUUUGUUGCAGAAUGGAACAGAAUGUUAGAAAAAUAUGAUCUUCAAAAUAAUGACUGGUUGAAACGAUUAUUCAGAAUAAAGGAGAAGUGGGCAUUAGUAUAUGGGCGCCAAUAUUUUUGUGCAGACAUGACUACAACUCAAAGAAGUGAGAGUAUGAACAGUGUCCUCAAAAGGUAUGUGAAUUAUAAACACAAUUUUCUUGAGUUUUUUAAUCAUUUUCAGAGGCUACUUGAAGAUCGCCGUUAUGAAGAGUUAAAAGCUGAUUUUAGGGCAAAUAUAAGCUUUUUAGCAUUACAGUAUCCUUGUGAGCUCUUGAAACAUGCAGCAAAUAUCUACACGCCUGAAGCUUUCAAGUGCUUUCAAACUGAAUGGUGCAAGUCUUUAGAUGCUAAAUUUCAUGAUUGUGGUGAAGUUGAAUCUGUGAGAAAGUAUGAGAUUACCCUUUUUAAAAAAGGUUACUAUCAUACUGUUUUUCAUGACUUGUUAAAUGACAAGUUUGAUUGCAGUUGUAGAAAAUUUCAAUUUACUGGAAUUUUUUGUUCUCAUAUUUUGAAAGUUUUUAUGAUGAGAAAUAUUGUCAAGAUUCCAAGUGAAUACAUAUUAAAGAGAUGGACACGCAAAGCAAAAACUGGAUUUUUUGGAGAUGAAGAUUCUACUGUUGACACCAACAAUUUAGAUCCUAAAUUGGUCUCAAGCAUGCGGUAUAGAGAAUUGUGCAGGAUAUAUGUUCAAUUAGCUACACGAGCAGCGGAAACAGAGGAAACAUACAAAAUUGCAAAAGAUAGUCUUCUUAAGUGCUUGAAGAGGUGGAUGCAAAAUUACAGGAUGAAGUAG
Coffea eugenioides is the source of this 2055-nucleotide messenger RNA. RefSeq names its product protein FAR1-RELATED SEQUENCE 5-like. Gene Ontology annotation, biological process: regulation of DNA-templated transcription. The transcript has a single exon. The coding region runs from base 1 to 2055 and encodes 684 amino acids. Gene Ontology annotation, molecular function: zinc ion binding. The record is from RefSeq and is a predicted model, not a curated record. NCBI's taxonomy places the organism in Eukaryota, Viridiplantae, Streptophyta, Magnoliopsida, Gentianales, Rubiaceae.